UACCCAAUAUUCCCAAUACCAAUUAACCUAAAAAUGGGAACCGAGAAUGAUGUAGCUCAAAAACUUCUCCAAAUAUUCCAAAUUCCGUACGAGUCUUGUAUUUUAAGCAAUUGUAACAAAGUUGUAGUAGACACUUUCAAAGAAUGUCUGGAUUCCAUGGUUCGAGAUAUCCAAGAUGAAGCACUGUUGUUGAAAAUAGACAGUGUUUUGGAUUACUUGCACGAUACAUUAAAUACCGGCCACUGGUCUGAAGUUCCUCUAAACACCAGGCAAGGUUUCAGCAAUGCUAGUUUUGUCAAGGCUCUUAUCGUAAUUCGACAUUACAAGAAGUCCUGGAAAGAGGCGUUGAGGGAAGGUUUAAAAUGCUUAGAUUUGGGGCUACUGCUGGGAGCUCCCUCAGAAAACUUAACAAGAUGUGCAGAAUUGUUGAGAUUAGAAAUAAAUAAGGUGGAUGUAGACCAAACUAUUGUGCGUCCUUCAAUAAAGCGAAAGUGUAACGAUGAAGAUUAUAAAUUGACCCUUCUUGAUCUGCCUGGUAGUUCGGUGCCAGAAGUCGAAGUACCGUCAAUAGAGGCGUUUAACAACUACUACUUUUUGCCACAAGUUCCUGGCAUCUUAAAAAAUUGUAUGAGCCACUGGCCUGCUCUCACAAAAUGGCAGGACUUAGGUUACUUGUUGAGGGUCGCAGGUGAAAGAACAGUACCAGUGGAAAUAGGAUCGAAUUAUAUGGAUCAAAAUUGGUCGCAAAAGCUGAUGACUGUGAAUGAGUACAUUAAGAAGUUUUACUUGUCCGAGACUGGUCAAAUUGGCUAUUUAGCACAGCAUAAUUUAUUUGACCAGUUUAAAUUAUGAUGAUGAGUCAGAAGUGGAUAUAAAUGCAUGGUUUGGGCCUAAGGGUACAGUUUCGCCUUUGCAUCAAGAUCCAAAAAAUAACAUUUUGGCGCAGGUCUUCGGCUUUAAAAGGAUAAUUCUAUUUUCCCCAAUGGAUACUAACCAUUUGUAUCCCCAUGAGGAAACUAUGUUAUCCAAUACUUCCCAAGUUGACCCUUUAAACCCUGACCUUACAAAGUUUCCUAAGUUUCGU
Molecule: messenger RNA, 1084 nt
Organism: Cylas formicarius (sweet potato weevil)
Lineage: Eukaryota; Metazoa; Arthropoda; Insecta; Coleoptera; Brentidae
Gene: JMJD5
Product: bifunctional peptidase and arginyl-hydroxylase JMJD5
Exons: 4
Coding region: 34-852 (272 amino acids)
Cellular component (GO): nucleus
Molecular function (GO): histone H3K36 demethylase activity
Source: RefSeq, a predicted model, not a curated record